CUACAGCUGCAUAACCGAGACGGAAAAGGCGUCCUGCUAGCCACUUGGGAGAAACUGAUCAGCUGAGGUGGAGUGAGAGUGACAGGGAUGCCUACAGACUACUCAACACACAGACCCCGGAAGAGCAGGGCUGAUGGAUCAUAACUGCAGCGUACCAGAAGGGCAGGUCAAUAAUCUUACUGCAGAGGCAAUGCUAUCUUAAAAAGCUGCCAGAAAUGUACGCUCUGCAGCAUAAAUAGCAGCCAGCAAAGGUUUUUGGCGGAGGGAUAUGGGGCUUAUUCACCCGGCACCUCCUGCUUAGUCAUCCAGCGUCGGGUAGAAACUCAAGGACAAGCAGCCGACAUCCAACCACAAAAGAAACAUUCUGGGGGGUCCUGAUCUGAAGAUGGAGAGUUCAAGAGGGACACACCUCAACAUGGCUGCAGUGGCAUCUCGUGUUGGAGCUGCCCGGUUGCUGCAGGCAGCCUUUGGAUGUACCACGUUCAGCCUUGUGGCCCACCGAGGAGGGUUCAGUGCGGCCUACGGCACCUUCUGCAUGUCCGUCUGGUGCUUCUGUUUCGCAGUCACUGUCUUUAUCGUCACCUGCGAGUUCACGCGCCUCCACAGCUGCCUGAGCAUCUCUUGGGGGAAUUUCACCGCUGCCUUUGCCAUGCUUGCCACCCUCAUGUCCAUCACGGCCGCCGUGAUCUAUCCGCUUUAUGCCGAGUUUGGCUGCCAUUCCAACGGGUGCGAGGCGAGAGACUUCCGCAUCUCGGCCAGUGUUUUCGCGGGGCUCCUGUUUUUCGCCUACGCCGCAGAAGUAUUCCUUACGAGGGCCAAGCCAGGACAGGUGACCAGCUACAUGGCCACCGUUUCUGGCCUCUUGAAAAUUGUCCAGGCUUUCGUAGCUUGCAUCAUAUUUGGAGCUCUGGUGAACGGCAGCCAAUACGACCGGUACGUGGCAACCCAGUGGUGCGUGGCUGUCUACAGCUUCUGCUUUGUGGUGACAGUAGUGGUGGUGGCCCUCAGUGUCACAGGAAAGACAGCCAUGCUGAAGUGCCCCUUUGAGCGCUUUGUGGUUGUUUACACUUUUGUGGCCGUCCUGAUGUACUUGAGUGCUGCAGUGAUCUGGCCAGUGUUCUGCUUUGACCGUAAGUACGGCUCCCCACACCGCCCUUAUUGCCCCAGAGGCAAGUGCCCCUGGGACAGCCAGGUGGUCAUCGCAGUGUUCACGUGUGUGAACCUGGUGCUUUACAUUGUGGACUUAGCCUACUCGCAACGCAUUCGCUUCGUCUCACACCCUUAGUAGCCACCUUUGAUGCUAUUAAAAAAAAGCCAUAAAAGACUCGGGCAGCGGGAGUUUGGGGACCCGCCUAGAAA
Messenger RNA from Zootoca vivipara (common lizard), 1359 nucleotides. It is a transcript of the gene MYADML2, whose product is annotated as myeloid associated differentiation marker like 2. The record is from RefSeq and is a predicted model, not a curated record. NCBI's taxonomy places the organism in Eukaryota, Metazoa, Chordata, Lepidosauria, Squamata, Lacertidae. Gene Ontology annotation, cellular component: membrane.